Messenger RNA from Eucalyptus grandis, 726 nucleotides. RefSeq lists its product as uncharacterized. The transcript has 2 exons. Gene Ontology annotation, molecular function: RNA-DNA hybrid ribonuclease activity; nucleic acid binding. NCBI's taxonomy places the organism in Eukaryota, Viridiplantae, Streptophyta, Magnoliopsida, Myrtales, Myrtaceae. The record is from RefSeq and is a predicted model, not a curated record. The coding region runs from base 1 to 726 and encodes 241 amino acids.
AUGGACUCCUGGAUAGCAAACAUCCUCAAUCAGAAAAGGGGCUUACCAAAUUUUGAGCAAAUAGCAAGCCUUCUAUGGGAAAUUUGGAAGGCUCAGAACCACUUUUUGUUUCACCGCCAUCGCAUCUCCCCGGAUAAGAUUGUUGAAUCAGCUUUUGCCCUGGCCAAUCUCCAGAAAUGUUCCCAGCAGCAGGAUUCGACAGGUCAUUCCUCUUGGCUGAACCCUAAUCGGUCUUGGCAUCCUCCGCAGCAGGGAACGGUGAAGAUCAAUAUGGACGGUGCUUUCCCCAUAGCGAAUCAAAUGGGCGCAAUUGCUAGUAUCGCUCGCGAUCACUCGGGUAGCUUGAUCGGAGGCUUCACGCACUCUGUCUCCACAUCCUCUGCCCUCGAGACAGAGAUCCAAGCUUUAGUUUUCACUCUCAAGGAUCUGCUACAGCAAAAUUUAACCGCAUCUCACCUGGUUGUGGAGUCCAACAGCCUCAUCCUUGUCGAAACCCUCAAUCGGUGCUGUCUGCCGCCGUGGGAGUGCCGCGCCCUCUUCGCCGAAUGCAUUGUUCUCCUUCAGAGCUUCUGCAACCUCAGCGUGCAGCACUGCUGUCGGGAAGCCAAUGCCCUAGCCGACUGGGCCGCCAAGGCCCACGGACGAGGCUGUUUGACCUUUGAGGGCGUGUGGAGAUUGACAGAGAAGGAACUUAGGCCGGGAGACGCAUGCAUUGCAUGUUCAUAG